AUGGCGGGCAUUCUGCCGCCCGCCUUGUCCGCCUUUUCGCCUCCUCCCAUCUCUAGCUUUCCCACAGCAGUUCCCCGACCAUGGCAUGCUUAUACUGCCGCCGAAGGUCCGGUCCCAACCAACCCUCCUGUCGGAAAUGAUUCGAUCGACGCGAUCACAAGUCUUCUCGAGUCACAUACCGCGGCUCUGAAGGACUUGCAAGAUUCAUUGCGGUCGCCGAGGGCUGGCUCGGGCACCCUUCCUGUAAGCUUUGAUGCUGGUAACUCCGUCGAUUCGCAUAACAGCAUCCUCGCCGACGCCCUCGCCGACUCGAUUGUUUCGCAACCAAGCCCCAGUCGAUCGGUCACAAGACGACGGCGUUCGAAGCCCAAAUCACCUUACAUGCAAGAACAAACUUCGGAGCUUCCCCCUCUGACCAUUCCUCCGGGCCAUGAAGCCAGCAGCAGUAACCUUCUAAGCCUGCCGCAGGUGGAAACCUUGGCUGGAGAAUUCCCGGAUGAGUUCUUCUUUCGAGUCGAGGCGCAUCAUGCGAAGGUCAUGGAAACGUGUUCAUCUAAUACAGUGACCGCAGACUCGUCUGAUAUUCCGCAAGUAGGGCGCGAAGCUGCCGACAUGUUUCUCCAAGCUUUCUUUGAGCUAGUUCAUCCUUUUCAUCCCAUCUUCGACAGGAAGGCGUUUACUACACUCUAUGAGGAUGCCUUUGCCAAGGCUCUAUGCCGAAACGAGGAGUCUGGUGUUGUCUUCGUUGUUUUAGCCCUGGGAGCCGUGAUCAGUGAAGAUCCCGAUGGCAAACAUACCUUGGGCGGACGCACUAUUCCUGGCAUUCACUACUACAGGGCUGCGCAGCAGAUUCUGAUGUCGAGAUGGACGCAAUCCGUGGGGGGAAAUCUCCUUCUUUCGCAAGGACUGCUUUUAUGUGCUUUAUACCUCACAUAUGCGGUCCAGCCGCUGUUGGCGUGGAAGUUUGUGCACCUGGCUUCUACGAACGUGGAGCAACUUCUCAUUCGGACCAAAAACGCAGAACCAGACGAGCCUCGAGUACAGGAGAUCCUCCGCUUGAGCUGGUCUUCCUUCGUCAUUGAAUGCGACAUCCUUGCCGAGUUUCACCAGCCACGAAGCUGCAUUCAACUCCUCGCAGACAAGAUGCUUUUCCCCCAUUGCGGGGAUCCUCCUGACACGAGCCGCAUGCUCUUCUUAGCAGAGAUAUCUGCUCGCUCCUUGGGCAAUCGAAUCCAUUAUUCCAUUAAUUUUACCGACAGCAUGAGCGCCUAUACUGAUAGCGUGCUAGAUGACGUUCCUGAUGGAACAGGCAUCGCGAACUCGCUGGCACCAUUGAUAAAUGUUUGCAACGAGCUCACACGUCAAUUGGAGUCGUGGUACAGUUCAUUGCCCGCUGCCAUCAAACCCGAACUUGUGGUGGAAGAACCUGAUCCCGACAUCCAAUCUUGCUUGUUACGUUGCCGCUACUGGUCUUCGAUGAACAAGAUCCACAGGCCUUUCGUGCUGAAGGCCACGUCUCUGCCAACGGGGCAACAGGUCCCGCAGUAUUUCCUGGAAAAAUGCCAAACCUGCAUCAUGAGUUGCCGGAUGUUUCUAAAAUCAGUAGGAGGUCUGCUUGUGAGACGGACUCCGUACAUAUACACAGCGACACAAGGCGCUUUCGCGUCGGCCCUGAUGAUAUCCAUAUCCGCUCGUUCGCCAAUUCUCAAGCCGUUUGUCACGGACGUGGACGCGCUUCAGCACCUUGCCCUCGACAGACUACGGCCGUGGGCAGAAGACGGCUCUGCGGCCGAGAGUGCAUACGAAAUUCUGAGUUCGAUCCGUAAGAAGUUCAUCUACUGCGAGAGGAUGUGAGACACAAGUCAAAAAAGUAUGAAACUUUCAACGCCUUUUCGAGUUUCCAGGUCUGCAUCACCAGAGCCCUGGCUUCAGGACUCAGGAGCGGUGAACCCGUCGUGCGCUCUUGGAUCAGAGCUCCAUAGCACGACACCUUACAACUUGCCUUUCUGGCGACCCUUUUCCUUCAUCUUCCUCCGUUGCUCAGCAAAUCUCUUAUAAGGCGUGCCCUCAACCAUUCUCUCUGCCAAAGCGUCCAGCGAGGUCAUUAUCGACAGAAGCCUUGCAUCUCGUACAGAUGCAUUCAUCAACCGUUUCGAUUCCAUCAUGCUCAGGCCAUCAUUGACCUCUAAUUCUUUCCUCAGAUGGCCUUCCACAUCUUGAUGGAAAGAUGUGGUGGGGAAAAUCUGGUUGACCAGUCCACAAGCCUGAAGUUCCUGGGCCGUCAUUUGGUGCCCGAACAUCAGAAAGUCGUUGGCUUUGUGCACUCCCAUUGACUGUGCGAAGUUUACGGCAGACCCGAAUUCGGGGACGAGGCCAAGCUCGGAAAAUGGGGCAUGGAGCCAGCAAGUGUCCGACGCAAGGACAAUAUCCGCUAAACAGGAACGCCGUCAGCCAUCACGGACAUUUCAACACGUCAAACUCGCAAAUUUGAAUAACGCUCUGACACGGGUUCGGACUGAGGGCUUGGAGGAAAAAGCAGGAAAAUGCCACCAUCACUUACCGACUCCGACGAACCAACCCGCUGCACCACCCACCGCUGGACCAUUCAGGGCAAGGACCAGCACCUUUUUAUGAUCGACCAUACUUCGGAGCAACUCAAGAACGGGCGCAUAGUCGGCCAAGAUUGCCACCUUUUUGUGUGCCGCGCUGGGAAACUCGCCCAGGGGGACAACGUUGUUGACAUCCGCACCUGCAGAGAACUAGAUAUUCUGGAUCAGCGCCCCCGUGUCGUCCCCCUUUCUCUUCAGCCGCGAAUGGACUCACAAAUCGGCCUUCACCGGUUAUC
Molecule: messenger RNA, 2845 nt
Organism: Cladophialophora immunda
Lineage: Eukaryota; Fungi; Ascomycota; Eurotiomycetes; Chaetothyriales; Herpotrichiellaceae
Exons: 5
Coding region: 1-1854 (617 amino acids)
Biological process (GO): DNA-templated transcription
Molecular function (GO): zinc ion binding; DNA binding
Source: RefSeq, a predicted model, not a curated record